UCUAAAGCGAAGCUUCUUCAGGAGCAGCGGCAUAAGUUUAAAAUUAAGAUUAUUGGUUUUUUUGUGAACUUCAAAAAUCAUCCUGGAGUCAACGCUAAAGAGAUCGUCACUUGUUAGUGACAUCAUGCUGCAGUUUUUUAUUGUGCCUGUAACCAAAACGAAAUCAGCAGAUUCGGCUCCUACAAGUCGGGAAGAUGGCGAUGAGAAGCAAAAACGAAACAGAAAAACCCUGGCUCAAGACAUGAAAAUGCGAUUAAGUUUCCUUCGCAGGAGGCAUACUGACAGCUCACUACAACCUUCAGUGCGACCUUCUCCAGAAGAAGCUCUCAAAUGGGCGGAGUCUUUUCAGGAACUGACCAAUAGUAAAUAUGGGCUAACGUUAUUCCGUGCAUUUCUAUCAAGGGAGUUUAGUGAAGAAAAUAUAGAAUUCUGGUUGGCCUGUGAAGAUUACAAGCGCUCCAGGGCUAGCAAACUGUCCGCAAAAGCUCGCAAGAUAUACGACGACUUUGUAGCUGUACAAGCUCCUAAAGAGGUAAAUCUAGAUUCAUCAAUGCGAUCUUCAAUUUACAACCACUUACAGAACCCUGACAGACAUGCUUUCGACUCUGCUCAAAGGAGGAUUCAAGGACUAAUGGAACAAGACGCAUACGUCAGAUUCUUGCAAUCCGACCUUUAUACAGAUCUUGCGCAUGGAAAUACUCCAAACACUUCCAGUUGAGGUCCUCUCAGCAGACAUUAUAAAUAAAUCCAUACAUACUGAAGCAUUCCCCAUCGCAAGAGACUAUUUUAUGAAAAGUAGUAAAAUAUAUUAUUGUGUACAUAAACUCAUCUUUCUAAGCGGGUCUCAGUGGUAUGUCACAUGAAUUAAUAGUGGGAGAUUUAAGUUUUAUGCGCAUUUUAUGUAGCAAUAAUAAUAUUACAUUGUAAUGCACUCGCAGAAUUUUCUGAGCAAUACAUCUAAUUAAUGUGUGUACAUGUAUUAUUAUUUAUGUUUCAUUUUUUUCGAGCAUGUUGUAUUUGAAAAAAAAAAGGAUCGAUGUCCAUAUCCAAAUUGUAAUUAUUUGUAGUUGGUAUCGAGAAAUGAAAAGUAGUCUCAAAUGCUUUUGUAAUAUUGACGCAAAUCUUUGAGGUAAAACCGCUUAACAGUCAAAGUUAUUUUACUGAAGACGCUAACAGCGCAAUUUCAUGGAAAAAAAUGCUAUUAGUUUUUCUUACUGAGAUGUAGUACAACUUUUACAUGCUAAGCAUUAGCACCUAUAGCAUUUGUUUUAGAAAUAAACUAAAUAACUCAUUUUAAAAUUCUGAUUCGAUUUCUUUUCAACUUAAUUAAAAUUAAGUUUUAAUCAUUUUCGUCGAACGGAAAUUUUGAUUAAACUCAUGAUCCGAUUUCAUGCCAUCCGACAUUAAAAGUUUCAUGGCAUUAAUGUAAGAAAUUUAGUAACCUAGUUCGUAAAAAGUCGUCUGUAUCAC
Molecule: messenger RNA, 1470 nt
Organism: Uloborus diversus
Lineage: Eukaryota; Metazoa; Arthropoda; Arachnida; Araneae; Uloboridae
Product: regulator of G-protein signaling 2-like
Exons: 5
Coding region: 125-718 (197 amino acids)
Source: RefSeq, a predicted model, not a curated record